GAACUGCAGCAGCAGGUACAGCCUCGAGCGCGCGCGCGCGUGCAGCAGCUGAUCCACGUCACUCACAUUUCCACAGCCGAACAGUGAAGCAGCUGCGGUUUGUGCCGUCGAGACACGCUCACUGCACACUACAGAGUGAACACUAAUCACUGCAGAUCCAGUGUGUGACAGGAGAAGCGCGCGUUCAAACUUUGCACGUUUGCAGAUGGAAAAAACAGGACGGGACACGAGAGAGUAAAGCUGAACUCACAGUAAAAGAGUUAAGAGAGCCCUGCUGUCACCCGGCCUGUGCCAUCGGCUACAAUGAGUGCCAAAUCGGCCCUCAACAAGGCGGUCUUUCUUCCGAACGAUGAACGGAUGCUGGCAGCCGUGCAGGUGAGGAGGAGGACGAAGAAGAAGAUCCCAUUCUUGGCUACAGGAGGCCAGGGUGACUACACCACAUUCAUUUGCCUAUCAGUUACCAAUAAGAAACCAGCACAAGUUUUCCUCACAAAAGUGAAGCAGUUUGAGGGCUCUUCAUCUUUUGUAAGGAGAUCUCAGUGGACCAUCAGUCAGCUGCGGCAGGUCAACGGCAUCGACUCCACCCGAGAUUGCCCUGAGUUUGACUUGAUAUUUGAGAAUGGAUCUGACCAGUGGAUAGCAGGUUCAGCUGGAGAGAAGUGCGUGUUUGUCCAGAUCCUCCAUCACACAUGUCAGCGGUACAUUCCCGAAAGAAAACCUGAGUUUAUCAACUGCCACUCCAAACUGUUGGGAGGUAACAGUAUCCUGCACGAGGCGGCAGACAGUGUCAGCAGUGCAGUGCAGAAGGCCAGUCAGGCGCUGAACGAGCGCGGCGAGAGACUGGGACACGUGGAGGAGAAGACGGGCCAGAUGAUGAACAGCGCCCAACAUUUUGCUGAAACUGCACACAAGCUUGCCAUGAAGCACAAGUGUUAAACCUUUACCGUAUUUUUGGAGAAUCUGAUAUAAAUCCCUCACCCCUGCGAUCAGAGGGAUGCGCAUGACGUAUCAUAUGAAGAAAUGAGGACAUGUGUCACACCGUGGCCUGUCAACAUGGCUGGAGCCUUGAAAAGAUCAUGCCUUCUCUAACCAUAGAUGGGAUUUUCGGUCAUUGCAAGCUUAAUCGAAGCCUUAUUCCUGUGUGCUGCCAUUUGACAGAUCAUUAUUAUAAUUUCAAAAGAUUCCUACUGAAGAUGUAGAAAAUUUAAGGUUCAAAUUCCUGCAGAUAUUUGAUAUCCCUUCUAGAUUGAUCGAUAAGUGCCAUCAGCAUCAUGAGAGAAUUUUAGUGUGUGAAAUUAUUAAAAUAUAUUUUUUGUAAAAAUCCUUCAGAAAAGGAUUUUGUAAAAAAAAAUCUCUAAACUUGUUCUUUUUUUAACAUCAUUUUGUUUCUUCAAAUGUCACCACAUGCAAAAAAAAACAACAACCUAUUUUACUGAUUUAUUUUUAUUAUUAAAAUAAAGUUCUUAAAGACAAAUUUUAAUAAUGUAGUGCAUCUGAAGUGUUGAAAUAUCUACAGAGCUGCCCUGAGAAAUGACAAGACCAUGAGAAGUGCCGCGCUGCAGUUCACGACGGGUUGUGCCUUAACUGGAUGUUAAAUUCACAUGCAGUGCCAGAAUGAGAGGAGAUCAGCUGAUCGCCAGUGAAAGAAAAUAUCAUGCAGCAAUGGUCAUACUAGUCUACAAAUUUAGUUUAAUUUUAUACUGUUGGAUAAACGCGUGAUGUUAUUUCUGAGGUUCUUAACGCACUUCAGUUUGUCCUCAGAGCCAGAGCGACUACAUAAACACAUGCACUCAUGCUACAAAUAUGUAUAACAUAAACUCUUUUGUCUACUAGGGAGUACUGCAGCUGUCUGAGGAGCAUGACACAUUAGCUAAAUUCUCAGUUUAUUUUUUUCUUUUUUCUUCUUUAACUUUAGUAAAAAAAAUAUAUAUAUACACACACACACACAUAUAUAUAUAUAUAUAUAUUAAAAUCACUACCUUGUUAAUUUCUGCCUUGAGUUGUUUUGCUUUUUAUGUUGCCUUUGGCUUUUUAUAAGAAUAUUUGGUGUAACAUGAAUGUUUACACAUAACUAACAUAUUGUAUUGAAGUAAUUAUUUAAAGUGUUACAGUUUAUAACAGCCUGAAUUAGCUGUGUCAACAUUUUAAACUGGUUUUCUCUUGAGGAACCUUUAACAAAAAGCAUAUGUUAUACUUUGCAAUAUUAUUUCCCCAUUUGAUUGUUAGCUAAUGGAUUACGAAAAAGUGACCAAAGUCUGUAGUGCUCCGUUUUAUGUGUUGCAUUUAAUGCAUUUGAUUGAAAUAAUAAUAAAAUUUUCAAUUUGUGAUAAAUAUACAUAAUUAUAUCUGUGCUUAAAACCCUGCCUUAAAAUUGCAUAAAGUGUUCAGAAGACUGUUUUACUUCUGUCAUUUGUAACAUAAUUUAUAGCUUCUUUUCUGUUAAGUGGCAUCAACGGUCAUAUGGUUUGUUUUAUGGCUGUAGAGACAGCUCUGAUGCACUGAUGUCUGCCUUCAAGGCCGGGGAAUACUGCCAGAGAAUGUCAUCAUUGUCAGAGAAAAACAAAUGAAUUAUGAAAUUGUCAUGUGCAUCCCAGGCCUAGACGUUCAUGUUUUUCAUGUCACAUGCUUUCAUGAUGAAAACCAACCCCCGUUUGAAGUGAUCUAACCACAUUUCUGAGUAUGUAGAGUAGUGAUAUGCUUGUCGCUAGUUGUAAGUCAGAAUCUUUUUUGUUUAAAGGGAACAUUAAGAUAUUGUUUAACCGUUUUAAAUGUGCCUGUGCUACUGUGUGGUAAAUGGAAUAAUGAAUAGGUAAUAAAUGACAAUAAUACA
Messenger RNA from Ctenopharyngodon idella (grass carp), 2830 nucleotides. It is a transcript of the gene stxbp6, whose product is annotated as syntaxin binding protein 6 (amisyn). Gene Ontology annotation, biological process: exocytosis; Golgi to plasma membrane transport. Gene Ontology annotation, molecular function: phosphatidylinositol-4,5-bisphosphate binding. Bases 304 to 936 code for a protein of 210 amino acids. The record is from RefSeq and is a predicted model, not a curated record. Gene Ontology annotation, cellular component: plasma membrane; exocyst. Lineage: Eukaryota; Metazoa; Chordata; Actinopteri; Cypriniformes; Xenocyprididae. The transcript is spliced from 6 exons.